AUGAAGGUGUUAGGUUUGGUAGCACUAAUUUUCGUUAUUGUCCAAGGAUGGGCAUCAUUGCUCGCCAUUGACUUUGGACAAGACUAUUCCAAGGCGGCAUUGGUCGCUCCAGGCGUGGCCUUUGAUCUAAUCCUCACCGAUGAGGCAAAGAGGAAACACCAGUCUGGGGUGGCGAUUUCGGCCAAGGACGGCGAGAUCGAGCGCAAAUUUAACUCCCACGCCUUGAGUGCAUGCACAAGGUCGCCACAGAGUUGUUUUUUCGAGCUGAAAAGCCUGAUCGGCAGACAGAUCGACGAGCCCCAAGUGACACGUUUCGAGAAAAAAUAUCGGGGGGUCAAAAUCGUCCCGGCGUCGAGUCAGCGGCGCACCGUCGCAUUCGACGUCGACGGCCAAGUGUACCUGCUCGAGGAGGUUCUGGGUAUGGUUCUGGAGGAGAUCAAAAAACGGGCAGAACUGCACUGGGACCAGACACUGGGCGGAGGUUCUUCCAACACGAUUUCGGACGUGGUGCUGAGUGUGCCAGGCUUUUUGGACCAGGCGCAGAGAACGGCACUUGUGGAUGCUGCUGAGAUUGCCGGGUUGAACGUUGUGGCAUUGAUUGACGACGGGCUUGCUGUUGCUCUGAACUACGCUUCCACUAGGGACUUCGAGCAGAAACAGUAUCACGUGAUCUACGACGUGGGGGCCGGGUCCACGAAGGCGACGCUCGUGUCGUUCAGCAAGGAGAAUGAGACGCUGCGGGUAGAAAACGAGGGAUACGGCUACGACGAGACGUUUGGUGGCAAUCUGUUCACCGAGUCGCUGCAGGCCAUUAUUGAGGACAAGUUUUUAGCGCAGAACAAAAUCAAGCCAGAAACACUCUGGAGCGAUGCCAGGGCCAUGAACAGACUGUGGCAGAGUGCAGAAAAGGCUAAGCUCGUGCUCAGCGCCAACAGCGAGACCAAGGUGUCUGUGGAGUCGCUGAUCAACGACAUCGACCUCAAGGUGGUCGUUUCGCGAGACGAGUUCGAGGAGUACAUGACAGAACACAUGGACCGCAUUGUGGCACCGCUGGCUGCUGCCGUGGGCGACCGUAAGGUCGAGUCUGUGAUUCUGGCUGGUGGGUCCACCAGAGUGCCAUUUGUCCAAAAACACUUGGUGAAAUAUCUGGGCAGCGACGAGCUGCUGAGCAAAAACGUGAAUGCAGACGAGGCAGCGGUGUUUGGAACGCUUCUGGGCGGCAUUUCUGUGUCUGGAAAAUUCCGCACGCGUCCAAUAGAGCUUGUGCAGCAUGCCACCAGGAACUUCGAGCUGGCGGCAGGAGGCCAAAUGACGGUGGUUUUCAACGAGACUACUGCGUCGCGGGAGGCCAGUGUUGCUCUUCCAGGUGUGAAGGAUACGUUUGGGGAUGUCCAGGUUGACUUUUUCGAGGCUGGCCAGCUGUUCGCGCAGUACAAGUUUAAGAACGAGCUCAACAGCACGGUUUGUCCGAACGGCGUGGAAUAUUUUGCAAACUGCACUCUGGACCCGAGAAAACUGUUUGUGCUGCGCAGUCUGGAGGCCGUGUGUGUGGGCGACGAGGCUGUGCGUAGCUCUCUGACAGCCAAACCUUCGCAUCCAGGCUACAAGCCAUUGGGCUCGCUGGCAAAGUACCAGUCUGCCUCCAGAUUGAGAUCGCUCACGAACCAGGACAAACAGAGACAGCAGCGCGACGCGUUGAUCAACAGUCUCGAGGCGUCGCUUUACGAUCUGCGCGGCUACACCGAGGACGAGAAUGUGGUGGCCAACGGGCCUCCGUCGAUGGUGCGCGCGGCACGGAAAAUGGUGUCGGAGCUGCUGGAGUGGCUCGAGGACGUUCCUGCGAAAGCCACGGUGAAAGAUAUCCAGGAAAAGUACGACGACGUGCGUGUGAUGCGGAUCAAGCUGGAGACGUUGGUGAACCACGGCGACAGGCUGCUGAGCUUGGAAGAGUUCACGCGACUCAAAGAAAAAGCGCUGGAGACAAUGUACAAGCUGCAAGACUUCAUGGUGGUGAUGUCGCAAGACGCACUGUCGCUGAGAGCCAACUUCACGGAGUUAGGACUGGACUUUGAGGAGGCCAAUAGACGCGUCAAGGUCAAGGUUCCAGAGGUGGACGAGCAGGAGCUGGAGCAGAGAAUGAAAAGAAUCAGCGAUUUUGUUGGCGUUGUGGACCAUUUCGAGACGCACAAGGACGAGAUCGACACCAAGGACAAAGAGACGCUGUUUGAUCUGAGAGAAACGGUGCUGGAGGAGCUCAAGGAGGUGCAGAGCACAUACCGUGCGCUGAAACAGGCGCACGAGAAGCGCAUCCGGGGUUUGAAGGAGCAACUAAAGAAGGCCGAUAAGAAGCCGGAAGGAGCCGGGGACAAGACACAGGAAACAGAGCCGUCGGGCCACGACGAGUUGUAG
Ogataea parapolymorpha DL-1 is the source of this 2409-nucleotide messenger RNA. RefSeq names its product Molecular chaperone of the endoplasmic reticulum lumen. Gene Ontology annotation, biological process: endoplasmic reticulum unfolded protein response; cellular response to hypoxia; negative regulation of hypoxia-induced intrinsic apoptotic signaling pathway. Gene Ontology annotation, cellular component: endoplasmic reticulum chaperone complex. The transcript has a single exon. Bases 1 to 2409 code for a protein of 802 amino acids. The record is from RefSeq and is a predicted model, not a curated record. Gene Ontology annotation, molecular function: ATP binding; ATP-dependent protein folding chaperone. NCBI's taxonomy places the organism in Eukaryota, Fungi, Ascomycota, Pichiomycetes, Pichiales, Pichiaceae.